UUCACCCUCCUCAGUCUCCCCCAGUCCCGAGCUGUGCAGAGAAGGCGCGAGCACGGCGGAAUGGAGCGCUAGUCUGCGCUUUCCCGCCUCCCCGCCCCGCGCGCUGGAGUAACCGCUUUUUCCAACCGUUGAUUUUUGGCGGGCUUGACAUCAGCCUUCCCUCAGCCCCGUUCACUAGCUCUGGGCAGAGUUUCAGCCCAGCUGCUUGCACCCUGAUCCUGGAGCUGGGUUUUCCCGCUUUCCUAAGCCCGGGGAAGGGUUUUACCCCAGUUUCUCCUCAGCUCCUUGACCUGUCAGGGGCUUGUCCCUCAGUCGUUAGCAGUGGACACGUUUUUAUCUCAACAUCAAGGAACUAAAAGUCACUAAAAUCACACACAGCACAGCAAGAGCCGAGGCCAUAAAAUUAAAUUGCAGGAUUGUGAAGCUUCAGUAGAAACACCCAGUAUCUCAAGACUCACAAUAAAAUGAAGAAAGUUGGCAACACUGCUUAUAUAGUACCACAAUUGCAUAUCAUUUUACAAAAGUUUUACAAAACUCAUCACAUCUAGAAAUGAGCAAAAUGUAAUUACUCUGUUAUAGUGAUUUUAUGUGCACAAAUAUAUGACACCAGGUCAGAUAGGAUUAAAGCCAUUUAAACAUUUAAAGUGAAAUGAUGUACAUGAAAUAGCAACUCAAACUGUGUGGUCUAGGAAUAAAAUACCAUGUGUGUAUUCUAAUUCACUGUUUCUACUUAUAAUACUGUCACAGAUUACUCAGAAAGGAAGCAUGGCAAAUAAAAAUUCAUGUUUGUCAAAUGUGAAUGUACUUUAAAAGUUAAUUUCUGUUAAUUCUUCCCACAGAAUCUCCAGUUUAUAAUGAUGGAUUCUGGUCAUAUCAAAUACCUGCUGCAAAAGGGAAGUGUUUAAAGGUUUUGGGCUGUUAGAAGAGCAAAUUUAUCUCUUCCAUUUUCACAUCGUGUGCAAUGGGUGCAGUGGCACUAUUUUUCAUAAAAUAGUUAAACCUUCAGUUCUUAUUCAUAACCAUCAGGCAUUCUAUUUUGAUGAUUAACUUUUCCGGGUUUAUUAUAGCACCACACUUUAUAACAAUGUUAAAGUUAUGGUUAAAUCAUCACUUUCAUUUUAAUUCCCUAUUUUCAGGGACUUAUACAAAAUUACCCUUUGAAUUGAAAGUUAUAACGAUUUGUUUUCAUUUCAAAGGGGAAGAUUUUUUAGAAUGUUUAAAUUUAUUAAAAAUAAACCUGGACCAAAAUAGAUGUAACUAUGCAAAAUAUUUUAUUUUACUUAAAAAAUAUAAUAAUGGGGGCCUUGAUCUUGGAAAGUCUUACUCAUGUAGUAUCAUUUUAUGCACAUUAAUGGUACCACAGAAAUCAGUGAGACUACUCACACAAGUAAAGUUAAUAAUGUGCCUAAAUUGAUAUACAUAAACUGUUACACAAAUAAUGAAAUGAAGCUGAUGAAAAGCUGCAUGUACUUUAGUUAUAUUUAUAAUGUGAAUUAGAGAUUUUUUUCUACAGGCAGAUUUAAUUGAAAUAUAACUUUCACACGGGGAAUUUGGAAUAGUUAAUAAAUUAUUGCAUAUUUGGAUAUUGUGAAAGAAAUGAAGAGAAAUUUAAGUGACAAUUCAUCUCGUAGCACAGCAGGUUGUCUACCUGUACCACUGUUUAAUCAGAAAAAAAGAACCAGACAGCCGCUAACUUCAAAUCCACUUAAAAAUGAGCCAAGUACCAGCACUGUGACUCAUAGUUAUGACUUUUCUGCUAGAACAACUGAAUUAGGGUGGGAAAUUGCAAAGCCAGAGCUGGCUCAACUACAGAAAACAACAAACAGUGGCCAAAUAGAACCUUCUAUGGCUCCUUCUCUAUUGAAACAACAAAACACAUCAAAGCCUAAUAUAUCAAAUACUGGAAAGAACCUGAAUAUUUUGAGAGCAGAAGAAAAGAAUACCAAUGCUAAAGUUUGGAACAGAAAUGAGCAUAUGUCGCCAAGUAGCAGAAUCAAUUUGAUAUCCGAUAGUGGAAUCAUUCGAAAGUUUGAGAAUAUCUCAAAUAGUCUGAGAACUGUUCAGCAGCACAAACUACCUGACCAUCAUAAGGCAUCACAGCAUAUUGAGACAACUGUAACAGGACGAAUAUGUUCAUCCAAAGCACAAUGGCCAGUUAUAUCCAGCACCACAUCAAGAAGUCUACAGGAUCAUAGUCCAGCAUAUAAAUUUAAACAUAAUAUUCAACAAAAUAAAGUUAAUGAAAAACAAUUUGAUCAUGUUCCAGAAGACAAAAUGAUUCAGAAAGUUCCAGCAUAUCAAUUAAAACUUAAAGAAAAUGAUAAUUCUCUGCGAAUUAUAAGUGCAGUCAUUGAAAGUAUGAAGCAUUGGAGCCAGUAUACUUAUAAAACUGCACUAUUAUUUGAAGUGUUAGGCACACUUGAUUCUGCAGUCACACCUGGAGCAUAUGGAGCAAAAAGUUUUGUCUUGAGAGAUGGAAAGGAGAGUCUGCCAUGUGUAUUUUAUGAAAUUGAUCGUGAGCUUCCAAGACUAAUUAGAGGUCGAGUCCAUAGGUGCAUGGGCAACUAUGACACAAAAAGGAACAUCUUCAAGUGUGUGUCUGUAAGACCUGCAACUGUUGUAGAACAAAGAACUUUCCAAGAAUUUGUUAAAACUUCAGAUGUUGAGAUGAGAGAAUAUGUGAAAACAAUGAAUGAAGUUUAAAGUAAUGUUUAUUUAAGCAAUAAUUUAAAGUUGAGAUCACACUCCCGUUGAUCAACAAGCAUAAAUGCUGCACAUCUUGAGCAUUUACAAUAGCUCUUAUUAAAAGUAUUCUUUUAUUAAAUACUUGAAAGCACAAUUAUAGUAUGUGUUAUUUAAAAAUUAAAAUAAAAUUGUUCCGGUUUGUUUCUACCAUUAUAUUUCCUAGUUUAUUGUGCUAGAUUUUUUUGUUGUGUGGUUUGUUAGAUUUUACUGAAGGAAUACAGGCAGUUCUCAGCUUUACGACACAAUUGGUUCCUUACAAUUGCAUUGUAAGUUGGAACUCGGAACCACAAUCUACUCCAUUGCGGGACCAAGCGUCAUAAACUCAAAACCUAUAGUCGGAAGUCGAAUCAGGGUGUCCAUGUAGAAGCGUCGUUAAUUGCAGUUCUUUGUAACUCGAACGUCAUAGAGUCGAGGACUGCCUGUAUUACAUUUUGGUUACAAAUACAUGAAUUUAUACAGACUCAACUUUUAGCUAAACUAAUGUACCCUGAAUGUAAACAAUGAAUGGAUUUUGUAGUAUUAUCAUGGAAGGUGGAAGGAACAUUCCAUUCAUAGCACAAUUUCUCACCCCUUUUGUCUAACAUUGAGGGUACAGCUGUAUGGCCUAUAGAAGGCUGAACUGGGAGAUGUCCAUCCUCCCUUCCACCAACCCCACAGACAAUCCAUUGAAGUGUUAAUAAUUUAGCCUUAGCCCUUUAAGGGGAAAGGAGUAGGGGAGAAUCAUGGGGAGCUGGAGAGAGUGCAGAAGUAUAGGGCCUCUCCAUAGAUGGUCUUCGCUUGUAAAGGAUCUCAAAAUGUCUGAGGGUAUAGGGCUGAAUACACUGCCCACUCUGAGGGGAACCUGUUCACCCAAAUGAUCUACAGGCUCAUCAUACCAUUUCCGUCCCCUUGUGCAUUGCCUGUUUGCCUCUUCUCAUAGAGAAACCAUCUAGUCUCAUGUCAGAAAUUUACUGAGAAUUAAAUUAAAUUAAUUUUCUUGAAUUCUGAAUUAUAUGAUCAUUCAGUGCAAGUGUAAGUAACUGGAGCAAAAUAAGGUACUAAUUCCAUCAUUAACCUAAAUGGCUUAGAAAAAUCAGAUAAUCAAUUCUAAAUGAAUUUAUUGUUGCUUUUUAGUAUGUUUACUCCAAGAAAUUAUUUUGAGAAAAUAAGAACUUUUAUUUCAAAAUAUUAACCAUAUAUUUCAUCUAAAGAAUAAAUGUUUUUUAAAAAAUGAUUUUCAUUGCAGAUAAAUAUAAAUUAUAUGUAGAUCCAUAUUCUGACUGGCUGGGCUACAGCUGCAGAAGUUGCCUCUCUUUUUCUGGCUCUGCCAUGUAGAAGUUCUUCUACAGGCUAACGUAACAGGCUUCAUCCCAGAACAGCUCGGCAGUGCCUAUCUUAGGUAUUUAUCUGGUCCCCAUUACUGAAGUAUCCAAUUGCCUCAAUCUUUAAUGUAUCCUCAACAUCCAUGUGAAGUAGGGAAGUACUAUUAUCCCUAUUUUAUAGAUGUGAACUGAGACACACAGUAACAGUAAGUGAAUUGCCCAAAGCCACGCAAGAGGUGGGAGAAAGAGUAGGGAACUGAACUUGCUUCUCCCAAGUCCCAUGAUAGCAGCCUACUACCAACUGGAUUAUAUUUGUACAGGCCAGGUAUCACAAACUAUAAAUUUAUAUGCCUAUGCUUCUAUACACAGACACCUAUAUAGAUUAUUCCUAUAGUUGCCAUUUCCUUAUCCCAUCAGUCUCCCCUUAAAGUAACUGCUGUGCAUCUUAUCUGACUGCAACUGUAAAACAAAAGCAAAGUCAGGAAAAUAGUGAACAAUGUGAAUUAUUUUAUUAUACAGUGUUGGCAAUUGUAAAUUUCACAUUUAAAAUAAUUGAAAUAUUUUAUUCAACAAGUCAAAUACAGAAAACAGUUAAUAUUCUAAAAAGGAGGCAGCUAGUCAACGCAGAAACACAGUAAUGGAAAAUACAGCUUUUAGUUACACUUAAAAAAUUAUAUAUUUAGAAUAAAACUUGAACCUGAUCCAGUAAAUUUUCUGUUUUUUUUAACAAGAAAACUAUUAUACACAAUAUAACUCACAGACAAUCCUCAUUAAAAAAGUGAUUUAUCAGUGUUAGCAAAUGUAUUGGUAGUAAUUCCUCCUAUUUAAGUUCCAGAGGAGCUUCUGCAGUAUAUGCUUUGCUUACUCUGGUUUGAGUCAGUUACAGUAUGAUCUCUACCCAGAGUUAUAAAUUGGCUCUGAAAAUGGACCUUUUACAUGGCAAUUCUGUCUACCCCAUUUUAGAUCUCACCAGUCUCCAUUAAGUUUUUGUUAUUUCCUUUCAAUGUUUAAAAUUAUAUAAAGGACGUUCAAUAUGGAAGCAUUAGUUUCACUCUUUCUUAGAAAGUGGAGGAUACAGUGGAAAAAAACAUGAGUUUUUAACUUGAUCGUUUGUUCAAAACACUGAAAAUAAAUUUUCUAUAUGUAGUUUGGUAUAGCAAUAUUGUAAAUUUUAAGACUCCUACUGAGAAAAUAGGUGAAAGUUAUAAAGGAAUUUCAAACUAUGCAUCCAAUCCUGCAAACAUUUACGUAACUUUAUUCACAUGUGUAAUCCCACUGAUUUCAAUUGGAUUACUGAUGGGCACAAUUAUGCACGUGAGUAAAGUUAUGUUUAUAAGUGGUGAUAGGAUUGGGCCCUCUGUGUCUACUAGAUAUAUUAUGGGUAUUAAUAGAAAUCUAAAAUUAUUUUACUUUUGGUAAGCAAUUAAAUCUUUGCAAAAAUGUUUUCUAAUUUACACUAACAAAUCACUUUUUCUAGUGAAACAUUAAGUGAACAAUCGUAAACAUUACACAAAACAGAGAAAAACCCACAGAAUACAAUUUUUACACAUUGUAUAACAUUUUCAGUGGUUGAUGAGAAUUUUUUUAAAUAUUGAUCCUGUCUUCUAUAAUUGUUCUAUUGUAAAGGCACAGGUUGGUUAGGAAAGAAAAGCCUGCAUCUCUCUCUUUACUUUGUGGUUAUGGGUUUAUCAUCUGUUUAUUUUCUCAAUUUUUACCUUCUGAAUGUUAUAUGAAGCUUUCCAAUCUAUUCCAGCAAUUUAUGAAAUGAGCAUAAGACACUACUAAAAAUGCUACAUGCUACAGAGAAGACUGAAGUCUAUUCUGCCUUUAGGAGGGCAGAGGAAAUUCCUUCAGCUUCAUUUUUGUUAAAUAUUUAGAAGAUUUCAUUCCUUAGUUCUCUAUGACAAAAACCACAGAGCUCUCUCUAUUUACUUUAUUCAGCUGUGAAAUAUGCAUUUUUAAACAUUAAUAAUGUAAUUGAAUUAUAUUAUAAAUGUAUCUGCAUAAUUUGCCCUUUCGAGCUCAUGAUUAUGUAACAGUCAGCUAUUAGAAAAUAAUGUAAUGCUUAAUUAAUUUGAGUUUAGAAGGCUUCACAAUGU
Mauremys reevesii (Reeves's turtle) is the source of this 6145-nucleotide messenger RNA. RefSeq names its product spermatogenesis associated 22 (gene SPATA22). Gene Ontology annotation, biological process: homologous chromosome pairing at meiosis; meiotic DNA repair synthesis; regulation of meiotic cell cycle. Lineage: Eukaryota; Metazoa; Chordata; Testudines; Geoemydidae. The record is from RefSeq and is a predicted model, not a curated record. Bases 1597 to 2703 code for a protein of 368 amino acids. The transcript has 9 exons.